Molecule: messenger RNA, 1776 nt
Organism: Aureobasidium namibiae CBS 147.97
Lineage: Eukaryota; Fungi; Ascomycota; Dothideomycetes; Dothideales; Saccotheciaceae
Exons: 2
Coding region: 1-1776 (591 amino acids)
Source: RefSeq, a predicted model, not a curated record
AUGAAAUGGAGCGAAACGCCGGUUGGCCCUGAUGGUCCUUGGAAUAGUCUCAACGUUUCGUGGGAUGCCAAUCCAUCGCAAGUGUUUGCAAUGCUUCCUUCUCUGACAAAGAACUCUUUGAUCGUUGCAGCGGACGCCUGUUCGCGACAAGAUUCGGCAUGCCCCAAUCAAGUACAAUCUGGAGACUGGCCGAUGUGGACAUCAUCCGCAGCACACGCGGCUUUCCUCUACAUGGAUGGUCCGUUGUUCGAUAGCAAAUCUUGGGAUGAGACUGUCUCUGCACCUCUCAAUGUCUCGGGAGACGUGCAAUGGGCACAUGAGAGAGCCAUCGUUUGGAGCACUAACAACGACUCGAAUUCUCUGAACGACCAAGCAAUCACUUUGACGCACAACCUGACUUCAAAUUAUCCUGGUGGCCAAGCAUAUACCAUGAACGCUGGCUUCUUCUCCUUGAACGGUGCCGGAAACAACAUGACAUGGCUGAAUACCACUGGAGUCAAUAAUACCCAAGGCCUUCAAUUAGCCACCGCAAAGUCGAACUCGCUGAUUAAAUCCCUUUCCUACGGGCUCCAGGUCGGUUCUCCGAGUCUCAACGUUGAUCCGAGCUUGGUGUUGGGUGGCUACGACAGAUCACUCUGCCUAACAAAGCCUGUCACAACUCAAAACAGCACAUUCCACUUGACCAAUGUUUCCAUCGGCUCUGAGGGUUCUGUGUGGCCAUUCCCAGUCAGUUUCGGAGAUGAACGAGCGGAUGGUAUGAGCUUCUCAAGCAAUGGGCUGAUGGUGAACACUGCUGGGAUUCAGGUCCUGCCCAACCCCGGUGUACCUUAUAUGUAUCUACCACAAGCUAUUUGCGACGCAAUCGCGAGGUAUCUCCCGGUGGCUUACAGCGAUGCCUUGGGCCUAUAUCUAUGGAAUACCGACAACGACACUCAGCUACACGAGGAGAUCACCACAAGUUACGCUUAUUUGACGUUCACACUGCGCGACGAGCCAUCUCAAACAGAGCAAGACAUCAACGUGCCUUUUGCUCUUCUCGAUCUAGAGCUCAAUUCGCCUUUGACUUCCUCGAAGACGCGAUACUUCCCAUGCAGGCCGUUUGUUCCUCAGGCAGGUCAGCCUUACCAUCUCGGUCGUGCUUUCCUGCAAGCAGCGCUCCUAGUGCAGAACUGGGAGACAAACACGACAUGGCUGUCUCAAGCACCAGGCCCAAACAUGACAAUCCCAUCAAGACCUGUCAUCAUUGAAGAGGAUGAUACCACAAUUGCCGAAAUGCCGAAUGCACCUGUGUGGCUUACGACUUGGAACGGGACGCUCAGAGAACUGAAUCAAUCGCAGACCGGCCAGUCAAGCGGUGUCGAUGGCUCCCAAGGCUAUUCUUCUUCCGAAGACUCUUCCCUCUCGGGCGGAGCAAUCGCCGGAAUCUCCAUCGGCGCAGUAGCCGGUCUCGCCCUCAUCGCCGCAGCGAUAUUCUUCUACAUCCGCCGCCGCCGUUCAAAGGCCGGAUAUGGCGAUGUUGCACUCAUCUCUUUUGACGAAGAAGACAAUGCUCGGCACCAGAAAUCAGACUAUGAGCCCAAACCGGCUGUUGAGCCAAUGUCUUCACCCAUUUACGAAGUCGAAAGUACGCACACUGAUAAGAUUGGUGAAUUGCCUUCGGAUGAUCAGAAGAAAUAUCAUCUUGGAGAAUUGUCUUCGGAUGUGAAGAAGCAAGAUCCGACGGAAGUUGAUGGCACGGGUAUUGCUGAGCUGCCUGGUCAUGAUGUGCAUAGAUGA